Molecule: messenger RNA, 1621 nt
Organism: Mercurialis annua (annual mercury)
Lineage: Eukaryota; Viridiplantae; Streptophyta; Magnoliopsida; Malpighiales; Euphorbiaceae
Exons: 2
Coding region: 50-1474 (474 amino acids)
Source: RefSeq, a predicted model, not a curated record
UCUCUGUUUUCAGUAAACUAGCAAACCACUUCAGUUUGUGAUCGUUAUUAUGGCACAUAACAUUCCAACAUUUGGCGUCAUAACAUCAGUCCUAACAAGAUUUGAAGGACGCUUUGGACAGUCUGAACCAGAGCCAAAUCGUGGCUUUGUAGAAAUUUCGGCAACAGAUGUUUUUGCUCCGACGGUGAAGAUGGAAUUUGAGAGAGCAACAGUCAAUCCCAACUUUAUUCACUUUCGAUUUUGUUAUAGCAACAGGUACUGGUCACUCCCCAGUCCAACCUCAUCGUCAAUUGUUGCAGUGUCCGACCAAAAAAAUGAAGAUACAUCCCAGCAGACAUGUACAUUGUUUGAGCCAGUUUUUGAUGCACAGACAGCAACAUAUUCCAUCAGAUUCGUUCACAAUGGAAGGUUUGUGCGAGUAACGAACGGCAACCGCAGAGUCAUUACAGAUAAUCUAGGCCCAGGAGGUGUGGAUCAGUUCUUUCGUUUCAAUUUGACCGAGUGGGAUACAUUCAUAAAACUGCCCAAGUAUAUAACAUUCAGAGGACAUAAUAACAAGUUCCUCAAGCCUUUCACGCGGCAAGGAGUCGUCUACCAUUCAUUCUCAUCGGACGAAAGCAAUGACCGUGAAACGGCCUACGAGGUCAUUGAGAUUGGAGAUGGACAUGUCCGCAUAAGGCCUUUAGCAUUAGAAACAGAUCAGGUCUUGAGACGCAAUCGUGAUGAUUGGAUUGGGCUAUCCAUACCGGAUCGUACCCGUGAAACUUUGUUUUGGCCGGUCAAGGUUGGUGGUCGCAUAAUUGCUCUUCGCAGCGCAGGCAACGACAGAAUAUGUAGAAGCCUUACACAGGGGAAUAUGACAGAUUGCCUCACUGCUCAGGCUACCGGACUCAUUUCACAAAGUAGACUCACAGUGAGUGAACUAGUUAUGGGGAGGCGAAUCUAUGAUGUUGUUUAUCACAUGGACAAUGCUCGGAUCUACGGUCACAGAGCUGUCGUAACAGGAUCUGGCCGAUCUACUAACAGCGGAACAGAAGAAGCUACUCAAACUAUUAGCAUUUCGUUUACGGAUACUAGCUCUUACACUUUUUCAAAUAGCAACUCGUUAUCAACAGGUGUUACUACCUCUGUUACUGCUGGUUUUGGAAGCAUCGUGUCGAUGGAGGUAGGCAUCCAAAUAUCGUCUGAGCAAACUGUUUCAGUGGAGGUAGGAGAAGAAGUGUCGAGAUCAGUCACCACAGAGACUUCAUAUACAACACCUGUGCCGCCAAUGAGCACGGUAAUAGUAAAUUAUGUGGCAACGGAAGGAAAGUGCGAUAUUCCUUUCUCCUACACUCAGCGAGAUCAGGAUUCUGUUGAUGGGAGUUUUCGUUUUAGUAAUAAUAACGAUGGUGUUUAUACUGGUGUCAAUUAUUUCAGCUUCCACUUUGAACAACCUCAGUUUAGAAGCCUGCAAGAGACUGAGAGUGAUUAAUAUCCCAGUGCUGUGUUUUUUUUUUAUAAAUCUGUUGUCUCUUUCUUAUUGUAACUGUUUCAUCCACGUUCUGCUUGCUAUGUUGCUGUUAGCCGACUCUGUACUUUAUUGUUUCAGAUCAAUGUUAUAUUAUUGCUACUAUCAAAA